Messenger RNA from Spirodela intermedia, 4805 nucleotides. The record is from the annotation of a GenBank genome assembly. Lineage: Eukaryota; Viridiplantae; Streptophyta; Magnoliopsida; Alismatales; Araceae.
AUGCAGAGCUUGAGAGCGUUGGCCGCGGCGAGGCGAUCGCGCCCGGCAUUUCGCCUUCUGCCCCGCUCGUGGAGCACCACCACCCAUUCCGAUGCUGCCGUGGAGGAGGAAGUCCGGAACCAGGUUCGCUUCAGGGGCAACUCAAAAUGCCCCAAUAUUUUUGUUGACUUGCGGCGACGCUUUUCAGGUGCUCGUGGAGGGUAGAGCCAGCUCUCGCAAUGCGAUUCUCAACAGGCCGUCCUCGCUGAAUGCCAUCACCACCUCCAUGGUAGCUCCCGGCUCUAAUUCUCGUCUCACACGAGCCUCACCCCCUCCUUCCCCUUGCAUCACCACCCUUUUUACUCUCAGCUGAUGCAGUUGUGCAUCCUUCUCGCGCGUGUAUUUUUCAGGCGGCUCGGCUGAUGAAGCUUUACAAUUCAUGGGAAGAGAAUCCUGACGUCGGGUUUGUUGUUAUGAAGGUAGAGUAUGGUUCCUUCGGAGAUAUUGUUUUUCCGAAAACGAGUAUUUGCAUUUAUUCCUCAUUUGUUCUUGUGCUCAAUACCGUUCUUGAUCUUCUGAAGGGCAGUGGCAGAGCAUUCUGUGCGGGUGGAGAUGUAGUAACUCUCUACCGUUUGCUCAAUGAAGGUGUGAUGAUUGGGACGCUCCUGCAUCUGGCACUCGUGUUAAAAUGCAUUGUUAUUAUCUGGCGUUCAUGUAUCUGACAUCUUUCCAUUGGGUUCGUGAGCUUCUGGUUUGAAUUCACAUUUCACUAGGGCUAUCGUCUCUGACGCUUUUUCUUUCAUCUGGGUUUCUUUUAUAUUCGAUCAUGAGAAAAAGGAAACCGAUCACUUCAUACGAACAAUUAUUGUCUUGUUUAUUUCAAUACUCCCCUUCAUUUCACCAUGGACUAGAAGAAGCUUGUAGAAAAUUAUGCAAGAUGUCUUCAGUGAUACAAAUAGUUAGUUAUUAUGAUGGUUUAUUCAAUAAAUUAGAGAAUCCGCUAUAUUUAUUUUCCGAAUAAAGGAAGUAGUGGCCUGAUUGAGCUGGGUUCACCAAUCAGAUUAGGGAAGAGGAGGGCUGGACUUGAGGAUCUCUGGAGAGGAAAGGAAGAAAGAGGCCUCGGUCUUGGAUUUACCACUCUCCCAUCAGAAUUCCACUUUUCCCAUACCAUCCUCCAAUGCCCCUUAAUUAAGCACGACGAUCACCGAGGAAAAGGAACAAAAUGAUUGCCAAGAUCCAUAGAUUGUCUGACAACGGAAGUCAAAAAUAGAUAUCGCCGUCAUCAUCCAGACUGGAUGAGAUCUCCUAGGGUAAAAGAUAGGGCAGGCUCUCAAAAUCCUACUGACUACAGCAUGGGGAUUGGUGUCUUAAAUGAAAUGGCAGAUGUUUUCUGCCUCGUGCUUGGCCUGAGUAGACUGUUACAGGCUGACUUGAUGGUGGGUCCUCCUGGACUUUUGUUGUGUUGUGUUGAUGCACGAUGAAGGCCAGGGGUGUAUCAAGUAGUAUGCUUUUUCUUUCUUUGUGUAGCUUUCUUGUUGGUUAAUAUUCUUCCUUUUCUUAUAGUUUUUCUCUCCCAAUGCUACAUACGCACACAGGGAAGGUGGAGGACUGCAAAGAGUUUUUCAGGACUCUCUAUGAAUUCAUCUAUGUUCUUGGGACGUACCUGAAGCCACACGUGAGUUAGUUUUUUGGCUUUGAAAAAUAUUUUUUAAUCUUUUCAAGUGACGUAGCAAUUGCCAUUUUUCUGCUGCUUUGGGAUUCGAUUACCUUUGGAGUUAUAGUUAUGGAUAAAUGUUGUCUUUUGAGGCCGUGUUUUGCCGCGGACUAUUUUCCAUAGGAUAGAGUCUUCGCUAUUUAUUUUAGCUUCUGAGUGCUGCGUUGUUCUUGGGGCAUCUGCACGAUGAUCAGUUGUCUGAGUUUCUAUCUCAAACAAACGAGUGAUGCUAUGUAUGUAUUGUGGUCUGUCCAUUAUGUUUCAUUCUCGAUUAGGCUUUGAUGUCAACUUUGUUCCUUUGACUAGGUUGCUAUUUUGAAUGGCAUCACAAUGGGUGGUGGUGGAGGCAUUUCCAUUCCAGGGACAUUCCGGAUUGCAACCGACAAAACUGUAUGCACUGGGACAUUGUUUUCUCAGCUUUUAAAAUAUUCUGAUUAACAGAGAGAAAAAAUUGAGAGCCGCCUAAGAAAAUACCGUUUUCUUCCAAAAAUACCGUUUGGGAUAACUUGAAAUAUUACGGUAGGAACUUUCAAAACCUUGAGCUUUAUAUUCUGGGUCCUAGUUUCUUUCAUUUAACUCGCAUACAUAACAUCAUUCUCAUUUAUAUAAUUUUAAUUAAAACUAAUCUCAUGUACGCGCUUAUCUUUUUGAGAGUCUUUUCCUAAAUGUAUCCGCUUAAUGAUGCGAAUUUUCCUUUGCCAUUGGUAUUUUAUUUUUACAUGUAAAAAUAUUUGAUAAUAUUUCUAGAUGCAUUCAAGCAAGUGCCUGUGUGUUGACACCAUGAUAAGCGACCCUAACUCAAGUUACAUCUGCAAGCCUCUCGCAAUCUUGUGCAUUUGGGCAGAAAGAUCAAACAGUGGCUUUUAACUCGCCUUUUCUCUCUGUGAUACAUUUUUAUUUGAAUACCAGUCCUUUGAAUAUAUGUUUUCUUUUUUAUCAUCUGUGAUAUCCAACCCUGGAACCCUUGCUUAUGCACAUAUUAUGGAAAUCUAUGUAAAAACUCUCUUAAUAUCAUGGGCGACUUGCAGAUUUUUGCGACCCCAGAAACUCUGAUUGGCUUCCAUCCUGAUGCUGGAGCUUCUUUCUAUCUUUCACAUCUCCCCGGCUUUCUGGGUAAGCUCCCUGGCUUACAUCACCACGCCGUAAGAAAUUUCUGUUUAGUAUUGAGACACCAUGUCAGUUCUGCUAUUGUUUGAAUAAGAAAAUUUCAACCUGUAAAUUAGAGAAUAUGAUGGAUAAUAUUGACGUUGACGGAUAUAAAUUGGCGCACAACCCCCUAAGUGAUGUGUCGGCGCCAUCUGAUGUGAGGUCCGUUAGAAAUUUGAGUAUUGUGGUAAGAUGAAGCCUAAGAUCCCCCCCAAUCAGAUUGGGAACAUGUAAUGAGUGUAUGAUUUAUCAUCACAAAAAGUCUUUGGAACUGAAGGAUCUGAAAGAAAAAGAGAGAGGUCAAACUCGGACCAAUUUGGAUGAAGCCAUAGUUUCUCGUUUUUAAUUCUCUCAGGGUGUUGUUUUCAGCAAUGAAAUCGAACUGGAAACCAAAGGAACUUUGCCAGGUGAAAGGAGGGCAAGAUUAUUUCUAAGAUUAACAUAGAUGAUGAACUGCUGUGAGGAAAGUUUUGGUUUCCUACUUGAUUAAAGUUUUUAUUAAUUAUUGAAAGGAAACCUUGCCCUUGAUCUGUUUUUAGCUUAAUGUUUAGCUGUUCGAGUAUGUUCCUCUCCGUCAUUUUCUCACUAUACUCACCGAUAUAUUAUCAUUAUUAUUAUUUUGACUCAAGAAAGGAAUUUCAUUAUGUUGCUCAUACAUUUUCAUCCACAAUGUCCAAGUUGGAGAUAUGUUAUGAUGUUUGGCUGCUUUCAGGAGAAUACUUGGCUUUGACCGGAGAAAAACUCAAUGGAGUAGAAAUGGUUGCUUGCGGACUAGCCACGCAUUAUUCCCUCGACGAAGUUCGUUCUCUGGGCUUCUUCCCCCUGUAAUUGAUCAGUAUUUUUAUCACAAUAUCUCUCUCUCUCUCUCUCUCUCUCUCUCUCUCUCUCUCUCUCUCUCUCUCUCUCAUUGCAAGUGUUCUACCUUGUGCAGAGGCUCGGAUGGAUUGAAGAACGUCUUGGCAAAUUGGUCACUGACGAUCCUUCUGUCAUAGAAACAUCCCUUGAACAGUACUCUGACAUCGCUUUUCCAGAGAAGAAGAGCAUCGUUCGGCGGUACUUCAUGUUCUUCUGCCUUCACAUCGAUGCAUGCAAAUCAUCCUUUUGAACCAUUGUCUAGGCCAGAAAGUCUCUGCUGAUCAUCAUCCCUUUGCUCCAUUCCACAUGGAAGACUUACCGAUUACUCUAAAGCAUGACAUCAAAUCAUGGUGUGAAGAACUCUCAACGUUGACUUCUGUGCUCUGUUCAGGUUUGAGACGAUUGACAAAUGCUUCGGACGUGACACUGUAGAGGAAAUCAUCGACGCCCUGGUAAUCUUUUUAUGAUUUCUUGACUCAGAUCAUUAGAGACACUAUCCUCCCUGAUAAGUCAAACCUUUCUCGUCAGGAAACUGAAGCACAUGGGCACUCCUGUGAAUGGUGUAAAUCGGCUCUCAGAAGACUAAAAGAGGCAUCCCCGUUGACUUUAAAGGUCUCCUUGAGAUCUGUAAGUGGCUCUGCGUAUGCUUCGUUCUUAUGUGCUAUUAUGCUAAAUGUUAUUGCUUGGUCAACAGAUCCGCGAGGGUAGAUAUCAGUCCCUUGAUCGGUGCCUGGUCAGAGAGUACAGAAUGUCCCUCCACGGGAUCUCCAAGCGCGUCUCUACUGAUUUCUCUGAGGUCGGUCGGUUUCUCCUCGUCUUUCUCAAUCUCUCUGAGCUGCGUUGACGCCUCUUCUCUAACAGGGUGUUCGAGCUCGGUUGGUUGACAAAGAUUAUUCCCCAAAGGUAAAUAAAAAUAUCAUUUUUAAAAAGAAAAAUGAUUACCUUUUUUAAGGGGACAAAUUUCGGUUUUUGACGUGCUGACCAUGCGCAGUGGGACCCUCCGACUCUGGGGGACGUUUCCGACGACAUGGUUGACUAUUACUUCUCACCGCUGGGCGAAUUCGAGCCCGAGCUGAAGCUGCCGACCCAAGUCCGGGAACCCUUUAUAUGA